Phaedon cochleariae (mustard beetle) is the source of this 810-nucleotide messenger RNA. NCBI's taxonomy places the organism in Eukaryota, Metazoa, Arthropoda, Insecta, Coleoptera, Chrysomelidae. The record is from the annotation of a GenBank genome assembly.
AUGUUCAUUCCAUUGAAGCAUCUGUUGAAUAUUUUCAACGAUUAUGAGUGUGUCUCCUACGGUAAACAUUCCAUUCGUUUGGUGCGAGCUGGAAACGAUAAUAACUGCUUCAAAAUCACCGAAACUGCUGUCGGCACAGCUGUUGUACCCACAAAAGUACAAUUGGAAAUCGAAAACGUGGAACUCAAAGUGAAAAGACUAUUUCCAAACGAUCAGAUUAAAUUGCAACUUUUGAAGGCAAUCAAAGCUGACACUCCCAUCCUGAUACCCUUCAGAAAAUGGGAAUUACAUAUGUUGCCUUCUCUCACGACAGGCGCCACCAAUGAAAUAUGGGCCGUCAAAACGUCUUCGUUUCUCGAAAGCCCUCGCUAUGUCAUCGUUUGCUUCCAAACGGAUCACGAUCUGACUAAAGUUAAUACUGAUCCUACAAUUUUCAAUCAUGCCAACAUAACGAAUAUCACAUUAACUCUCAACGGAGAAAGUUAUCCAAAGGAGAAGAUGCAAUUGGCCUUCGAUAAAGGAGCUUUUCCACAGGCGUACUUCAACUAUACACAAUUCGGAUACAGCUAUAAAAACACCUCCCUACACACUCCGCUCCUGGGUUACCCCGAAUUCGCCAAUAAACAGCCUCUUUUCGUUAUCGAUUGUUCGCGACGAGACGAAAGUGUCAAAAGUUCCACUGUUGAUGUCAAACUUGAAAUCGAAGCAUCCCAAGGAUUUCCCGCCAACACUCGAGCCUAUUGCAUCAUCGUUCACGAUAACAUCAUUGAGCACCUCCCACUCAGUGAAAUUAUCAAGAAGUGGAAUUGA